AUGCCACCCUUCGACCUCCCCAUCCUCUCCUUCCCAUCCGCCGAAGCCCUCGAAGCCUAUCUUGACCGCGAGCACACUACAGCCCCCGGUUUCCAUCUGCAACUCGCCAAAAAGGGCUCUCCCACCCCCUCCGUGUCUGCCGCCGACGCAGUUGAGGUAGCUCUGUGCUUUGGCUGGAUCGACGGCCGCGCAAACGCCCUUGACGAGCACUCGUGGCUAGUCCGCUACACUCCUCGCCGCGCCAAGAGCAUCUGGUCCCUGAAAAACGUUGGCACGGUGGAACGGCUGUUGCGUGAAGGGCGAAUGCGUCCUGCGGGCAUUGCUGCUGUUGAGGCAGCCAAGGCAGAUGGGAGGUGGGAGCGGGCGUACGCAGGCCCGGCGACGAUGACCGUGCCAGAUGAUUUUGCCGCGGCGCUGGCGGCGGCAGAGGAGACGGGUGCGGCACAGUUUUGGGAGGGGUUAAGUAGGUCGAGGAGGUAUGCAGUGUUGAUGAAGCUGCACACAGGCUCAGUGCAGACAAGACCCAAAAGGAUCGAGGAGUUUGUGAGGGUGUUGGGUGAGGGGAGAGUGCCGGGGGAGAGACUAGUGAAGACGAGUAUGAUCGUGAAGAAGGUCGAGAGGAGGAAGAAUGUGGGAAAGAAGGAUUCAAAUGCAGAGAAAGAGGCGAGACCGUCUCGGCGUGCUGGGCUACGUCAGCGGAAGUAG
Talaromyces proteolyticus is the source of this 705-nucleotide messenger RNA. RefSeq lists its product as uncharacterized. The record is from RefSeq and is a predicted model, not a curated record. The transcript has a single exon. The coding region runs from base 1 to 705 and encodes 234 amino acids. NCBI's taxonomy places the organism in Eukaryota, Fungi, Ascomycota, Eurotiomycetes, Eurotiales, Trichocomaceae.